Vitrella brassicaformis is the source of this 3882-nucleotide messenger RNA. Lineage: Eukaryota; Vitrellaceae. The record is from the annotation of a GenBank genome assembly.
CGGUCAUGCACUUUGGCCUUCAAUAAAGCCACCACACACAUGCCUGCAGCACAGGGCAGUCAGUGUUGGCGAACAAAGUGGCGAGUAGGCGUACACACGUACACACAUGCGACGCUCAUACCAUACAGCGGUCCCUACAGCUGCGCCAUAUGGCUGGCCCCAGCCAACAUGAGGAUUAGUCGAAAAGCACCCAUUUUCGCACUCUCCAUUGGCUACAAGGAAGUGACACUACGGUGCGGCUGCUGGCCAGUUGACGGCAGUGUGUCUCUAAAUUCGGUGAUGAGCCUGAUGACGGUGUCCCGCGUGACAGGCUUCUCAAUGAUUUCAUCAAACAUUUCCUCAACAGCGGGGUAUUCCGCCUUCAACAUCUGCACACACCACACAACACACAGUUGAAACACACACACACACAUGCCCUCCCUGACGGACCACUUUGGCCUGUGCCGUGCACAAGAUCAGGUGAAUCGGCAGCGCCACUCUCCCCUCCCUCUGCCAUUCCCGCAUCAUCUCUGCAGCCUCAUAUCCGUUGACGUUGGGCAUCUGCAGGUCGCUCAACACCCAUAGCACCCCCGCCUCUGCGGAAUGGCCGAGCGACGCGACUUUUUCGAGCAGCUGCUGCCCGUUCUCGAGCACCACGAGCUGAGACGCUGGCAGACCCAGCUUCACAAAAACGCGGGAAAGCGCCAACCUGUGCAAGUAAGGGGGCGAGCUUCAAAUCAUGUCGGGGGCGAAUACAUGCAGUGGCGGGCGUACCGCUUGAUGUAGUCGUCAUCGCACUGCAUAUAUUGAAGAACAAGACAAAAAGGAGAAAAAUACGUCCCCUGUCUCGUUGUGCUUCCGCCAGUGCAGUGUCCUCAUUCUUACCACGAUGAACACCACGCCCCUCUCCAGCAUGUCGCUGAAGACAUCCUGCAAGGGGCCGCUCACGGUGCCCUUGGCCCUGUCCUUCUCACAGCUGACACUCGGCCGUGACGAGGGUGCUCUGCUCGAGGGCAUGGGAGACACGGGGAGGAAUGGGGCGAAGCUGGCUGGGGCUGCGGUGGGAUCGUGGGCCCCAUAGACAAGGAAGCGUAGCUUGGCUGUCGUUCCCCUGUUCUCGCCUUCACAUAAGUCACAGAGAAACAAGUGAGGAGCGGAGACAUGUGAUGCUUCGGUCAGUGCUCACUCUCGAGGAUGCAGUCGCCCCCCAUAUUGAGCAGGAUGGCCCGAGAGAUGCCCAGCCCUGAUCAACAUCACUCGUGUGAUCCAGUGUGAGUGGCUUCGCAGCUCAGCCCCCUCUUUGCGUACCGAGUCCUUGUCCCAGCAGACUGUCCAUUGACCUCGCCUGCGCGAAGUCGUCGAAGAUAGCGGACAGCUUGGCCUUGUCGAUGCCUUUGCCGGAAUCCCUCACACCAAUACACACUCUGUAAGCCUCUACGCCAGAAGUGACCAGACGGUCGGGGGCGCUGCAGAUGCUGUCUCGUGGGUGCGAGGCAUUCUUGUCCGGUUGCCGUGGGAGGGAUGAUGUGGAGGGCAUACGUGGGGGGAUGGAUGCUGCCCCUGCUGCUGAAGGUGCUACUGUUGCUGCUGCCGUGUCCACUGGCAUUGCGAUUUGGAUGGACUCCGGAGGUCUGGCUGUGAGACUCUUGUGGCGAGGGUUUUCACGCAGCCAUGGAGGGUUGUUUGGUGCAGUCUCAUGAAACUGACGCAAAAGGGAGCAGACACAUCCGGUCGUGCCAUCCUUGUCCCCUCUUGUGCCUUGUACCUUUUGCAACUCGGCGAUGCCAUGACCGGCUACCCCACACUCUAGCCAUAUAUGGAUGCUGCCACGGUCUGUGUACUUGGUGGCGUUGUUGAUCACGUUGUUCAGGCUGCAGCGAGGGCAGAAAGGGAAAAGGGAGACACUAUGGACCAGGAUCUGUUCGCGACAUCUGUCCAGCCACCCACCACUGAGUGAAGCGUGUCUUGUCGACCCAUACCCACCAGCCGGCGAGCGGCUUCAGCGACGACCACUCCACAUCGAACUGAAGACCCUUCAUCCGAAUCGCAGGCCAAUUGAUCUGCACACACACACACAGAUACACACAGAUACACACAUACACAUGGACGCUGAGAGGUUUUAUGCUCGGUAGAAGGCUAACUACCUUCAAAACAUUCUCAAUUAGCUCAAGGAAUCGGCACCAAUCGCAGGCCAGCUCCAUGAGAGUGAAGUUCAGUGGCUGUGUUGGCGUUGAAGGCAUUUGAAGCAGCUUUGUCCUUGUCCUUGCUAGUCUUCCUUUCCAACACGACCUGCUGUCGCUGCGACUAUAGAGCAGCUCUGACGGGCUCUGCAGAGGGCGAGGCGACUGCCUGUGGUGCUGCAUCCGGCUAAUUUCGAGCAAGUUGUUGGUCAGCGACAGCAUGUACUGACAUUAAUACACACACAAACAUGGAGGAUGGGUUUGUUGAGCGUUCUGCAUAUGUCUCUGUAGUGCUCACAUGGCUUCCGGCCUCAAUGGUGUCGCAAUGGGAGAAGGCUGUUACACACAAAGAAGAGACCAUAAUUGCUGCACGACUCACGAGUCUUGCUGCGGCAAAGAUCACCUGAGUGGUCAGGCUUGAAACCUUCGUCUUUCAGCUCUUCUUUGAUGAAAUCGGCGCUGUUGACGACACCUUCGAGCGGGGUUUUGAGGUCAUGGGUGAUUUUGGAGAAGAUGGAUCGUUGCAGCUGCAUCAGGUCGUAUGUGCGCUUCUGCUCCUUCUCCAACUGAUAUGUGAAGACCACAGUGCCACCUUAUGUCCAUCCUGUUGGCUGGAUUGGGUGUUUUCUCGCGUGCCUCCUUUGCCUCGAAGAGUUUACUGUGGAUGAAGGACCGGAAGACAAACUCACUCUGAGACGACAUCCGCAGCAGCAAAAGAAAAGACGCUGAAUGCAUACAAAACGGGAGAAAUGGAGGCGUCUCUGCUUGAGCUUGAUUUGACCGACCUGUGAAUCCGAUGAUGCGCUCAAGAGAGUUCGGCCACCGAUGUAAGAGCUCUGUGAUGACCACGGUCACAUACUGCGGGAGAAAGACGAGGAAAGUCAGACCUGGGGAUGCACAAGAGGCGCUAUGUGGCCAUUCAUGGCACUCUUGUGGGUCUCCUCGGAUUUACGUACCUGUGUUGUUCCUGACGGUCAUCCAAGUCGUGACAACGCACAGAAAGUGGAUUCUCUCGGCAGACGCCUCGCGAAGAUGGCCGCAGAGGCCGUCAUCGAUCCCCCCGCACUCGUUGCUAAAAUGAAACGUCUUGAACGACAAUCUCGCAUGCAGCGCCGUGCCGGUCAGCGCCACGGCCACCGUUACAAUCAUUGCCCACAAAUCAUAGCGAAGUUGCCGUCUUGUCUUGCGCUUUGCCGGAGAGAUUGCCACGUACACGUAGGCCCAGAACACCCCGACCAUGACAAAGAUCCAGAGCUCUGCAUCAAAUUGCAAGAAGAGCAAUUCCUGUCAUGUGCGUUUCAUGUGUAUCGCUGUUCCUCUUGGCUUACGUAUAUAGAGCCACCAAGUGAAGACGCCAUGGAUGAAAAGGUCGCGCAGGGAGACAAAGCCCGUUCCUGCGCACACUAUGGGUCCAAGCGUCGCCGCAGACACGCGCAGUCCGUACCGGCAGUCCUCCAACAGCUGACCGAAGUACUGUUCUGUCGGGGAUACACACAAGGGCAUUCCAUCCAAUUCUAUGUGUGUGCCCCCUCCGUCUAUCUGCAAUGACCUUCCAGCUCCGGGAGCGUGAACUCCAUGUGAAGCUGGCAGACGAGCCGCAGACAAGAGGGCAGCCACGCCUCCCACUUGCAGUACGCUCCUAUUUCAGGCCAUGUCUUGCCCCGAUGGGGCACAAAGCUUUGGAUGGCCCUCAUCCAGUGCCGACGGGGAGGGCCGAAAUUGG